ACGGUUUGGUUCAUCUCCGGUGGCUGUUCGUCUUCCCUGAAUGCCUUAAUCAGUGUUCAGGGUCUGAAUGCCUUAAUCAGUAUUCACGGUUAUGAUGGAUUCAAGCAAAUGGGAAAUUUCUGGGAUGUAGAUCGUAGAAAUGAAUCCAGCAUUCGAAUUUUGCCCCGUGAAUGCCAGCACUGGAUGCAUGAAAGCCGGUCUGCCAAGGAAGAUUGAUGCCCAGGGAAUCCUGUGAGAAUAACUAUUCUUGGCAUCACCUGCUGCCAUUCUCACCUGCAUGAGAUUAUUCAAGAUGGCAGCAGUUGUAGAACAGCAUCAUGGAUUCAAGCCGCUCAGCCGUUCUCAGAGAUGCAGACUCCAAUCUUUCACCGAUUACAAUUUUCUCGAUCCUAGCCAAGCCGCUCUUGCUCAUUCUAUAAAACAAUUUCACCGAAGCUUCUCCACCCCUUGCCUUUCCCUUGCCACAAACGUGGAGGAAGAAUAUGACACCAGCCCAAGGAUUGAGAUUCUCGGUGGCCAGGGAGCCCCUAGAGUACAUGCUCUUGUUAUUGAGGCAGCUAUGUCUAUUGCAGCAGGUAUCGAACCAAUCCCAGUGUCUAGUGGGCUAGGUGGUGCCUACUUUUUGCCCAGUCGAAAUGGUGAUGUCAUUGCUGUAGCCAAGCCUAUUGAUGAAGAACCUCUAGCCUUCAAUAACCCAAAAGGGUUUGGGAGAUUGAUGUUGGGGCAACCUGGAAUGAAACGCUCGGUUCGUGUGGGUGAAACUGGCAUCCGUGAAUUAGCUGCUUAUCUCCUUGACCAUGGUGGGUUUGCAGGUGUCCCUCCAACUGCUCUAGUGAAAAUCUCUCAUGUAGCUUUCAAUGUAAAUGAUGCAGAUGUGGUUUCAUCCACACCCUGUAAGGUUGCAUCUCUCCAACGUUUUGUAGCUCAUGACUUUGAUGCAGGAGAGUUGGGUUGUUCUGGUUUCUCAGUAGCUUCAGUUCACAGGAUUGGGAUUUUGGAUAUUAGACUAUUAAAUCUUGAUAGGCAUGCAGGAAACAUACUUGUCAAGAAACAUGUUCAGCAGGAAGAGUAUGCUGGUGGGGCAGCUGAACUUGUCCCCAUAGACCAUGGCCUUUGCCUACCAGAGCGGCUGGAUGAUCCAUAUUUUGAAUGGUUGCAUUGGCCUCAAGCAGCAGUUCCUUUUUCAGAAGUAAAACUUGAGUAUAUAUCUAAUCUUGAUCCUUUUAAGGAUGCAGAGCUUUUGAGAACAGAGAUUCCUAGUAUAAGGGAGUCCUCGAUACGUGUUCUUAUCCUCUGCACCAUUUUCCUCAAGCAAGCUGCUGCUGCUGGCCUUUGCCUGGCUGACAUAGGUGAGAUGAUAACCAGGCGAUUCUAUGGGGGACAGGAAAACUCAAGCGUGCUAGAGGACCUAUGUGUAAAGGCCAAGGCAAGUGUUGUUGAUCCAUGUAGUGAAGUGGAUGACGAGGAAGAGGAUGAUGAGGAUGAGGAUGAAAGUGGGGUGGAUUCAGAAGAGAUUGGAAUAUUUCAAUUCGACACAGAAAGUGAAGGAAAUUGUGAAGAGGCUAAACUUGCAGAACUCAUACAGACCCCUCACCAUAUGGCUAAACCACCCAAAGUUCCAAGACGAUCUCCAGCUACCUCCCUGUCAAGUCCGAGUGAUGCUCUAUUGUCUCCACUGCAUGCAGAAACUCAAAAGGACGAGUACAAUUCUGGCUUGGAGAUGGAGGAGGAGAAAGGAGAUGAAAGUGAGAACAAGAGCAAUUAUCAAGAAGAUGGCAGAGUAGGGGGUUUGAUGAAGAGCCAGAGUUUCUCAGUUCAGAAGUAUAAUGAGGAAAGUGAGGGAAUAUCAUUUGAGGACUUGAGUGAGGGUGAAUGGGAAUUAUUCCUUGAGAAUUUUGAGAAACUCUUGCCUGAAGAAUUCGAGAGAACAAAAUGCACAACAACUUCAAAGCAAAGGUUGGGAACUUCUUGUAAGUUCUGAAGAAUGACUGCAGGAAAAAGACUAGUAAAGGGAAAGAAUUUGAGAAAAGAGUUACUCAAUUUGAGCUGACCGUUUUUUCAGUCCGGGCAUGAAAUUGAUAAACUGUUAAUUUCAUGUCUGGACUAAUUGAAAAAACCGUCAAUGUGGGCUGCAAAACUCUUUUCCCUUGGUAGUAUGUUGUCUGGUAAUUGUACAAUACCUUGCCUUUAUGAUAUUAGUGUACUGUAGAGUGGAGUGUAGAUAAGGUGAUAAAUAUUUUUUUUAGGGCAUAGAAGAUUGGAAAAGGGAUUGGCAAUAGAAAUGCCAUCCUUUCCAAAAUCUAUUUUUUCACAUUUGCACUUUUUUUAAUUUUUCUUUGCAAUGGUGCUUUGUACAUUAAGAUGGUAUCUAUAUGUACUCCGUUUCUCUAGACAUGACUUUGUAAAUUGCAAUGCUUUUGUUUUAAUAACAAUUUAUUAGAGUU
Molecule: messenger RNA, 2444 nt
Organism: Rubroshorea leprosula
Lineage: Eukaryota; Viridiplantae; Streptophyta; Magnoliopsida; Malvales; Dipterocarpaceae
Source: the annotation of a GenBank genome assembly